AUGCUUCCAGUGGCUCCAGUGGCUCCAGUGGCUUCGGUGGCUCCAGUGGCUCCAGUGGUUCCAGUGGCUCCAGUGGCAUCAGCGAUUUCAGCGCCUUCAGUGGUGCCUCCAGCGCCUUCUCCACCCACGAUAACACCUCCACCGGGUCUGAUUCAAGCUCAAGCUUCAGGGUAUGAUUCGGCUGAUCUCGGCGGAGGCUACGACACAGCAGCCGCAAUGCCCUACUCCAAGAAACGUGCCACUCACAAACGUCGCACUCGUGUACACAAGAAGAAAUUCAUCAAUAAGACAAGUUGA
Messenger RNA from Anisakis simplex (herring worm), 297 nucleotides. The record is from the annotation of a GenBank genome assembly. NCBI's taxonomy places the organism in Eukaryota, Metazoa, Nematoda, Chromadorea, Rhabditida, Anisakidae.